AUGGUCGGCGUUACAUCCACCGAGAAAACAUUUGCCAUUGGUUUUGUUUUUUUGGAGUGUGAAAAAAAGGAUGGUUUUAGGUGGGCCUUGGAGGUGUGUCGCUCACUUUUGAAAAAACACGUCGAGAUGCUUAAGGCGAUUGUUAUGGACCGCGACCCCGCUUUGAUGAAUGCAGUUGCAAAGGUAUUUCCUUCUUCCGAUGCAUUACUUUUUCGAUAUCACAUAUCAUGUAAUGUGAGAAGUAAGGUUAAACCCGCCGUGGGGACAAAACAAGUAGCGACCGAAGGUGGGAAAGCGGUAAAGCCUGUAGUGAUUGUUGACCAAAUAAUGGAUGCAUGGGCUCGUAUUGCAAGUUCGUCGACAAAAGAAUUGUACGCCGAUGUCAUCGGCAAUGUGUCUCGGGCCGGAUUGAAUUAUAUCUUUCACGAGGCGAAUCGAGGUGAAACAAUUGGUGGUGAUACCGCAAAGUGUGGUUGCACUAUUACUAUCACGUAUGGUCUCCCGUGUGCUUGUGCUACUGCUAAAAAAGUGAGAUUAGGUGAGCCAAUAACAAUGAAUGAAAUCAAUCCUCAUUGGAAGAGACUUAGUUUUGAUGAUGAUGAUGGUUGUGUCGAAGAAGAUUCAAAUAUCUCUAUUAUUUAUGAAUUGGAGGCGAUACAAGAGAGGUUUUUGAAGGCCGAUGACUACACGAAAUUAUACAUGAAAGAACAAUUGAGGAGGAUUGAAUUUCCCGAAACAACCGACAUGAAACCGCCGUCUCAAUCCGUUAAGACAACAGAUGCUCCGAAGAAAGUGAGGUAUACGCUAAAUGACAACUCGACAACACAGUCUCCUUCAUAUAGUGAGCACGUUGACAAAAUCUUUCCCGACUCACCUACUACGAAAUCUCAAAAGUCCCAAAAUAGUUCAAACAAGGGAGCUCGCCUAAGCAAACCGCCUCCGACACCUAUUCCACCGCAAGUUCCACAAGUAUCGACACCGAUUCUUACACCUAUUGUUCCAAAAGUUCCGAUUCCAACACUUAUAGCUCCAUCAAUUGAAGAGGUCGUAUCGACUUUGCUUGGUAAGGGAGAGGAUGCCCAUGAGCUUGUCCGUCAUGAUCUUAUCGACGAGUUGGUGAACCAUAAAGACUCGUACACGCGGAUGGAUCUACGAAAAGGUGUUACGUAUGACCCUUCCGUGGAUACAUCUACGGAACUGUCUGUGACAGAGAUUGUGUGGUCCAUAUUCUCCAAAGGCUUCUAUAUAUUUGGGGUUUCUAGGUUUGCAUUGCACACAAGCACAAACUCUAAACACAAACACACACCACAAGCACAAAAAUGUCUCGCAUUAGGCCAGAUGGAUGUCACCGAACAUCAAUGA
This is a messenger RNA of Vicia villosa (hairy vetch), 1362 nucleotides long. RefSeq lists its product as uncharacterized. Lineage: Eukaryota; Viridiplantae; Streptophyta; Magnoliopsida; Fabales; Fabaceae. The coding region runs from base 1 to 1362 and encodes 453 amino acids. The record is from RefSeq and is a predicted model, not a curated record. The transcript has 4 exons.